GGGGUUGGGGCUGUCAGGCGGGCGGGGCCGCCUAGUACCCUGGAGGGGCCGAUCUUCUCGCGCUGCAGAGCCUCCUCUCCCACCUCUCUCCUUCCGGGGUUUGGCAUCCCUCGGGGAGCAAGAAGCCCCCUCCAGCCCUGACAGCGGGCUGGGCAGGCGGUGCGGUCGGGCCCGGGGGCGGAUGCUCGCGGGUGGGCCGGGCCGGCCGGCUGCGGGGGAGGCGGGCUGCGUUAUUUCCCGCUAGGGCCAGACUCCGGGAGGGACUGGCCUGCACCGUGCUCUUGGCCCCAGCCAGCGCGCGCCGCCCCUCGGGCAGGGCCUGGAGGCGAGCGAGGCGGCGGCGCGGCAUUCCGGGCCUCGGGCCGGGCUCGUGAGCGGGCCGGGGCCGGAGCCGGGCCGACGCCCCAGCGGCGCCUCUCCCACGCUCGCGGCCCCUCCCCCUCCCUUCCUUCCUUCCCCUCGGAUCUCCCGGGAGCGGCGGGCGGACGCGAGCCGCGGCGGGCGCCCGAGCUUUGUGCGCGCCCGCGGGCCCGGGGCGAGCUUCGGGCGGCCCAACUUGGCGGCGGCCGGCGGGCUCCCGGGAGGGAGUUGUGAGGCGUGGCCGGGUGGAGGAGGCGCCUGGGGGGGCGUGGGGCUCCCCGGCGAGCGGGAGGGACAGAGCGAGGCGCGCCGGACAAUGAGCUGGGCAGCUCGGCGCUGCGGCCACUUUUAGGGGAGCGCGGGCCGGCCGGCGCCUCCGCGGCUCCACCUGCGAGGAGAGGGCGGGAUGCCAGAGCUGGGUGACCCGGCGCUCUGAGGCUGCUCGCAGUUAGACGUCCCUGAGCCGGUGCUCGCCUUGACCCUGGGCUACCUGCAGGCUUUGGCUGGGACGUGUUUCGUGGGGGCGCCCCUGGAGCAGCCGUGAUGGCCAGCACCAGGAGUAUCGAGCUGGAACACUUUGAGGAACGGGACAAAAGGCCGCGGCCGGGGUCGCGGAGAGGGGCGCCCAGCUCCUCCGGGGGCAGCAGCAGCUCCGGCCCCAAGGGGAACGGGCUCAUCCCCAGCCCGGCGCACAGUGCCCACUGCAGCUUCUACCGUACGCGGACCCUGCAGGCCCUGAGUUCGGAGAAGAAGGCCAAGAAGGCGCGCUUCUACCGGAAUGGGGACCGCUACUUCAAGGGCCUGGUGUUUGCCAUCUCCGGCGACCGCUUCCGGUCCUUCGAUGCGCUGCUUAUGGAGCUCACCCGCUCCCUGUCGGACAACGUGAACCUGCCCCAGGGUGUCCGCACCAUCUACACCAUCGAUGGCAGCCGGAAGGUCACCAGCCUGGACGAGCUGCUGGAAGGUGAGAGUUACGUGUGUGCGUCGAAUGAACCGUUUCGUAAAGUUGAUUACACCAAAAACAUUAAUCCAAACUGGUCUGUGAACAUCAAGGGUGGGACCACCCGAGCCGUGGCUGCCCCCUCCUCAGUGAAGAGUGAAGUGAAGGAAAGUAAAGAUUUCAUCAAACCCAAAUUAGUGACUGUGAUUCGAAGUGGAGUGAAGCCUAGAAAAGCAGUGCGGAUCCUUCUGAAUAAGAAGACUGCUCAUUCCUUCGAACAGGUCUUAACAGAUAUCACCGAAGCCAUUAAACUGGACUCAGGAGUGGUGAAGAGGCUCUGCACGCUGGACGGGAAGCAGGUUACUUGUCUGCAAGACUUUUUUGGUGAUGAUGAUGUUUUUAUUGCAUGUGGACCUGAAAAAUUCCGUUACGCCCAAGAUGACUUUGUCCUGGAUCACAGUGAAUGCCGUGUCUUGAAGUCAUCUUAUUCUCGCUCCUCAGCUGUUAAGUAUUCUGGAUCCAAGAGCCCUGGGCCUUCUCGACGCAGCAAAUCACCAGCUUCAGUAAAGAGGGGUGGCCACUACUCCAGGGCCUACUCUACGGCCAAAUCCCCAGUUAAUGGAACUCCCAGCAGCCAGCUUUCCACUCCUAAAUCUACGAAAUCCUCCAGUUCCUCUCCAACUAGCCCAGGAAGUUUCAGAGGAUUAAAGCAGAUUUCUGCACAUGGCCGAUCUUCUUCCAAUGUAAAUGGCGGGCCUGAACUUGAUCGUUGCAUGAGUCCUGAAGGUGUGAAUGGAAACAGGUGCUCUGAAUCGUCAACUCUUCUUGAGAAGUACAAAAUCGGGAAGGUUAUUGGUGAUGGCAACUUUGCAGUAGUCAAAGAGUGCAUGGACCGGUCCACAGGAAAGGAGUUUGCCCUAAAGAUUAUAGACAAAGCCAAAUGUUGUGGAAAGGAGCAUCUGAUUGAGAACGAAGUGUCGAUACUGCGCAGAGUGAAGCAUCCAAAUAUCAUCAUGCUGGUUGAGGAGAUGGAAACAGCUACUGAGCUUUUUCUGGUGAUGGAAUUGGUCAAAGGUGGAGAUCUCUUUGAUGCAAUUACUUCUUCAACCAAGUACACUGAGAGAGAUGGCAGUGCCAUGGUGUACAACCUGGCCAACGCCCUCAGGUACCUCCAUGCCCUCAGCAUUGUGCACAGAGACAUCAAGCCAGAGAACCUCUUGGUGUGUGAAUAUCCUGAUGGGACCAAGUCUUUGAAACUGGGAGACUUCGGGCUGGCCACUGUGGUAGAAGGCCCUUUAUACACAGUCUGUGGCACCCCGACUUAUGUGGCCCCAGAAAUCAUUGCUGAAACCGGCUAUGGCCUGAAGGUGGACAUUUGGGCAGCUGGCGUGAUCACGUACAUACUGCUCUGUGGAUUCCCACCCUUCCGAAGUGAGAACAAUCUCCAGGAAGAUCUCUUCGACCAGAUCUUGGCUGGGAAGCUAGAGUUUCCGGCCCCCUACUGGGACAACAUCACAGACUCAGCCAAGGAAUUAAUCAGUCAAAUGCUUCAGGUAAACGUUGAAGCGCGGUGCACUGCGGGACAGAUCCUGAGUCACCCCUGGGUAUCAGACGAUGCCUCCCAGGAGAAUAAUAUGCAGGCUGAAGUAACAGGUAAACUCAAACAGCACUUUAAUAACGCGCUCCCCAAACAGAACAGCACCACCACCGGGGUCUCCGUUAUCAUGAACACGGCUCUAGAUAAGGAGGGCCAGAUCUUCGGCAGCAAGCUCGGCGCGGACGGCAGCCGGCCCGGCCUGGAGCCCGCUGCCCCGGAGCCCGCUGCCCCGGAGCCCCCUGCCCCGGAGCCCUCUGCGUCCCCGGAGUCGCCCCCGCGCUCUCCUGCGGCCGCCGCCGCGGAGUGCGAGCGGGCGGGGACCUGGCGCCGCCACCGCGACUGACCGGCUGCCGCCGCCGCCCGCAUCGCUGCCCGCACCGCGCAUCGCAUCGCAUCGCAUCGCCGGGGUGGAGAGCGCGCGCCUCCAGGGCCACCGCUUCCCGCGCGCUCCGCUCGGGUCCUGGAGGGGCCUGUGCGCGUCGCCUUCGGGGACAGGUCCUCGGAGUGGCUUCGUUUAAAUUCUCUGUCUUCUCAGUUCAGUGGACAUUUGACGGCGUCACCAGGAGAAUGUGCAACUUUUAUCUGACAUUGAGCGCAUUUUUAUAGAAACACUUUGGAUGCACCAAGAUCUCUCUCUUAUUUAAGUAAACUCAGGAGGGCUCCCUUUUUCUUACAAGCAACUCAGAACUGCGUCUGUCCCUUUGUGGGCGCCCUUCCUCUGCUGACGGGGGUCGGGGGCUGGCUUCCCGCGCAAGGCUCGGAGCCCGAGCGGACACGCUGGUCCCGGUACUCCGCCCAGCCUCGGGGGCUCGUCUAGGACGACACUGGCUCUGGACUUGUGUGCAGACCGCAGGGAAGGCCGUUUCUUCCCUCGAAGUUGUGUUUCCCUGACUCUUCCCACGACCGUAUUAGGAAAUGCUGACGACCUUGUCCUUGGGGCUUUUUAACGAGAGGCAUGGUGCAUGCCGAGUCGCCGGGGCGCUUCCUUCUCCAGGUCCGGCUGCGGGCAGAGCAGGACCAACCAGCGGCCCCAGGAGCCGCCGGAGCCUCCCUUCUCCAUCUGCUUUUCGUCUGCAGCGGCGGCAACAACCCCCAGGGAGCGCGGGGCGCAGUGGGGACUGGGCGGGAAGGUGCCUGCAGAUAUCCUCUGUUACUAACCUUCUGGAAGGCUGCUGGCAGUUUUUCCUUCUUUUCCACCACCCUGCUCUUUUUUAAUGAUUGUAUAUAAUCAGUGAAUUUGUUUUACCUGCUCAUCUUCUAAACGGGUGGGCCUGUAGUUCAUUCUCAUUGUUAGACUUUUGCCGCCUACAAGUGUAUCCAAUAAACUUUUCCUUCUUGAGAAAUAGCCGUCAGGGUGGGUAGAGGUUCCUGCGUGGUGGUUUUGCAAAGAGUGUGUGGUCAAAGCAACACCUCCCCGGCCCAGGUUCUGGCUGGUGCCGGUGUUUGUUUUUGUCUCGGGGUCGCAACGGGGAAGAGAGGUGCUUGGGAAGAACACACGGAGGUGCACCUGGAAGUGUGUUUGAUUACAGGUGCAGAAACUCACAAAAGCUCAAAAACGAAUAGAGAUUAUUAGUGUACAACAGAGGACUUCGAUGGAACCAGAGACAGGAAGGUCAGGCUUUAUAGGAAAUGGGGAGCUGGGGCAGCUGUUCUCGUCUGUCUGUGUCUGUCUCAGAGACUGUGCCGUCUCCUGUCUCUGCUUCUUUCAUUGCGUUUUGGCUCUUGGUUUCUGUUCCCUCAUAACGUCUGCUUGCCUGGGCUCUGGCUUAGCCUGCAACUGCUUCUGUCCCCAGCUUCGCAAGGCUGUACAGCUCCACGGCUUGAAACCGUAUCUUUCAGCUCUGGUUCUCUUCGUUCACAUUGCUGUGUGAUGAUUUCUCUCUGGGCUGGUGCUGACCUGUGAUCCAAUCCAGAGGCAGGUGACAGGAUGCAGAUGGGCUUCCUGGGCACACAGCUCCAGUGGGUGCAGGCUUCAAGAGAGGGUAUUGAUGGGCAGGUCCAGAACAUUCUGCCUGUCGCUCUUCUCACUGGUUAAAGAGCAAGCUUUUUCAUAGCUUCCAAUAGAAAAAUGUUUGUUAAUGGCAGCGAAGCGCUAAUGUCAAAGAAAGAGGAGAAAAAUGAGGAUAGUGAAAAUGAAAAUGGAAGAAUGACGGAGCGAGGCCUUUAGUGUACUGAUUGGAGCCUGAAACUCGACCCCGUCUCUCAAACUGCAAGGUUCAAAGACGUUUGCUAAAGACUUAAGAAAAUAUAUGGCCAGGGCAGUGCCAGUCACUGGCGACAGGAGCUGGAGCACCUUCUGUCCCGCACAUGCUCCCACGUUCUGUGGCACCCUUGGGUGGCCUGGAGACAGGAGUAGGCUGAGCUGGGUGUGGCACCGUGGCCUAGCAGUGGCCAAGCAGUUCUUUAGUAAUGAAUCCCACAAACACCUACAGUGUUAAGCGGUGGUAAAGGAACAAGCCCAGAAGUCAGGUGACAUAACCCGGGUCAUAGAACUGGCAGGAGGCAGAGCCAUGAUGUGGUUUCAGAUUCCGCGGACAUCAAACCUGUGCUCUUUUGAAGGCAGCCUGUUGUCCAGGGUAAAUCAAGGCCUGGACAUGAGUGGUCAUCUAGAUGAAGAUCCUAACUAAAGGCUCCGACACCACAGCAAAUUGUUCAUUCACCCACACAUUUAGCAAACGUUAUUGAGCUCUUAUUCUGGUCUCAGGAUCCAAAUUAAAUAGAGGUCCUUUAUUGCUGGGUUCCUCCGCUCCCGCACUGAGAGAGAGGCAUGUGCUUGGUUUAUGUUCAUCCCCUUAUUCCAGCAGGGGAGCCAUGUCUACAGAAGUUGACCUUUGAAUAGAGCAAGGGAAGCAGUGACCUGCCAAAGCCAUCGCGGGCUGCCUGCUGGGCCCAGCCAAGAGUCAGCGGGAGUCUGUCUCUCUUUCUUCAAAAAGGUUGCCGUGACGUGAAAGUACAUGGAAUAUACAGAUGGAAGCAUUUGGCGUAACUCCCCCAGAAUAUCUGCAUGAAUAAGAUUGUGAAACGUGAAUCAGGAGAUGGGGGACGGUUCAGAACAGAUAAACCAUAUUGAAAGAAGAGUGCUGGGUAGUGAUGCUGUCUUGGAGGAGGACUUUUAGGGCAGUUUGCCAUCCCAUGGAAAUACAAUGUAAGCCACAUAAUUUAACAUUUUCUGGUACCAUAUUAAAAAAAUCUAAAAAGGAACAGGUGAAAUUAUAGUAUAGUUUAACCCAAUAUAUCUAAAUACAUCCCUUUAAAGUAUUAUUUCAACAUGUGAUCAAUGUAAAAAAAAAAUCAUUGGGAUACUUUACCUUACUUCUUUGUCCUAAGUCUUUGAAACCUGGUGUGUAUUGACAUGUAUGGCACAUCUCAGGUUGGACCAGGCACAGUUCAAGCGUUUAGUAGCCUCGUGUUGCUCCGCCUGCCAAGCUGGACAGUGCAGCUCUAAAGAAAGGCCACAGCACUCGGUUUCCUUGUUCUGUUUAGUUUUGCAUAUGAUGUGGAUGACAAUGCAGAAGGAACCCUUAUCCAGUGUUUUAAAUGGGAUGGACUGAUUUAAGACGAUCUCAGCAGGUUAGAGCACCGAUCCAAACCUGAGAUGUGAAAUCAAAGCGCGAAGUCCUGUGAUUCAGUGGCCAAGGCCUUGGCGUUCACUGCUUCACGGGAAAGAUCUGGGAGGGGAGAAGUGCAAAGAGCAUCACGUCAUUAGGCGCCAACAGAACUGCUUAAAGGUUAGCAUAACCUUAAGCUGCAUCCUGAAAAGUCCGUGCAGGUCGUGGGCAGCGUGAGUCGAGCCUCCCAGGUACGGCUCUGCACUGGGGCCUCGGGGUGUGUGGUGCAGGUGAAGCAACCAUCGCCCAAAAGAAGGCAGCCAGGGUGGCGAGGGGUUUAAAGCCCUGGGAGCCAAGGACUGGUGGAGAAGCGGUCAGGUGUUGCUUAGGAAAACCCAGAGGCACCUCCGCCUGAUGUGUGGCUUCACAGUGAACUGCUCUGUGGCAGGGGCUGCAGACUUCUUUUGGGCGCUCUGGGUGGUGGCCCGAGGUCAGUGGGUAGGAGGCAUGAGGGUCAGGUGUGAACGCAGCGUCGCAGGAGCAGCCCGGUGACAGAAUUCGCUGCUUUCUAAAGGAGCGAUUGUCUAGUUCUGGGAAAUGCCUAGGUGCUAAAUAAUAACAAAAGCUCACAGUUUGUACAGAGUUAUCUCACACUGUCUUGUUUGAGCCACACCACAGCCCUGAGAGAACAGCUAACAUCCCUGUUCAGCAAAUGAGGAAACUCAGAUGGGUCUCGAGCUGAUGGAGCCUGGACAUGCCUCUCCCGGCCCCGGGGCAGGUGUCCUGGGAGCUGCUGUGCCCCUCCAGGUGGUCAGGGAUGCUUUAGGGGUAGCGUCUGUGUCCUAAGGUGGAGGUGGGAUGGGCUGGGGAAGACACCUGACAAAGUGGUAGAAAAUCGAGGCGGCUAAGAAGUUCCCAGGGCAGGGGCGUGUGAGUUCUUUUAGAUGAAGGAAGGCAGUAGUCUCUCUGAGGGAGGCGGAUGUGUGCAACUUUGGUUAGUCUUGGCCAAUGGAUUUUAAGGGGCUAUUGAACUCAGUGGGGGUGUGUUACCAUCGUCGAGCAGCUGAGCGGAAGAAAAAGGUAUUUGGUACAGAGACUGACCUGCUCGUGCCAUACUCCUCAAACAGAAGCCUCCUUCAUUUGGGGCAGGGCUGGCAGCAUGGCCUUUGGCGGUCAGGAGGGUUUCAGCCCGAGUCUGAUGGUGUGAGGCUGGGCACCGCCUGUGCUGGCACUAGGGUCAAGCCUGGGGAGUGUCUCUCAGCUGAUCCAAGUCUGAAGCUGCAGCACAGCCAGCUGCUUCUGCCAGGCUCCCCCAGAAUCUUGGUUUUGGCAAGGAAAAAUAUUCCUGAACUUGAGACAGGAAAAUGAUUCACUGCAUAUUUCUGGCACGUGACUGCCGUGGAAUUCAGAGGAACAUUUGUAGGUCACCUGCUUCCCUUGCCUGCAGGUCAGACCACCCUGUUCUGUAGAAAGAACGAUGUGAGGCCCUCUGGUUUGAGCAAUCUGCAUUUCUGGCAGGGCAGGGAGUGAUGUGUCAGUGUCAUUCAUCGUAGCCUUGGGCUUUUAUAUGGGGAUCAUGUGAUUUGGGGGACCCAGGAAAUGCAUCACGGACUCUACUUUUCAUAUCUAUUGAAAAGAAAGAUCCAAAAGAUGUUUCUCCCACUCAUCUGAGAGAAAAUAGAAGAGGUAGAAUUAAAAAAUUUUUUUUAAUUUUACUUUUUUGAUAUGCUACUUUAUAUGGUCUUUGCCUUCCCAGCUUCCUUGCUUUUCCCUGCAGUGAUAACUUGAGAUGCCUAUGGAAUUAACAUCAUUACACUUUAUGCUACAGAAAAGGGAGGUAGCAAGGCUGACUGCUCUCCUAGUUGAAGUGGAAAACACUUUCCCUCCGUCUGUGGUGGGGCAGAAAUAGCCAAGUGGAGGCACGGGCGUAUUUGCGGAUACGCAUGGUUUAUGCAGACUUUCAGAUUCACGUCCUCCUCCUCUCUGUGUUUGUGAACAUGCUCUGGCCUAAUGUGAUGUCACGUGAUGAUGUGAGGCUGUGGGGCUGGGCUGGCUGCUCCUCCAUCAUCCAACGCAUGCCGGAAAGUGGCAAAGCUGCUCCAUCAAGCUCAGUGUGGGAUCCUUCCAACUGUUUAAAGACAUUUCUGCUUCCUGAUGUGGAAGGAAUCUGUCCCGGGGCUGCUGGGCUCUUCAACAGUGAUGGAGAGGGGGGUGGGGCUGCUGCAGGAAGGAGAACCAAACCAGGUCAGAGUUCCUGAAAUCGUGUCUGGUAAAAAAGUAUCAAAGAUCCCGAGUGAAAAUCUCUCCCGUGAAAGUCCUAUCUUGGUGGAUCUAAACUGUCAUGUGCCAUUUAAAUUCAGUUAUAUUUGCAGAAAAAGGUGCAAAGCGGACGUGUGGUCUGGCUACAUCCAGAUUCCCUGGCUGUCUGCCAACUCGACCCACGUGACCUCUGCCAUCUCUCUCUGCCCCUCCGACAGCAAGGUGGGAGGACACACGGCCCCAGAUGUGAGGUCAGGCCCCUGGCUGGGCUCUGCUCUCGGAGCUGAAUGGGAAUGGGCAGCCUGGUGGUAAGCUACCGACCUCAUGUGCUAUACCUGGCUUCCGUGGGUCCCAGGCAGGGGACCGUCCCGCAUGCUGACAAGCAGAACUGAAGUGUGGGGUUAUCUCAAGGCAGAAUUGUUCCUUUUCAUUGGAUUCAUUUAUUGGAACAUUUAUUUGUGGCUGUUUGGUCCACUUUGGGAACAAACUUCUCCUGAGUGGACUGUCCACCAGUUCUCAUCCGUGUGCCUCUCAGGUUUUCAUGUUCUCUCUGCUCUAAGCCCUCAUAUGCUUUCUCCUAGAGAUCCAGCGGUAUUUCUUAAAUUAGAGCCUCACGGACUUGACCGAUGAUGUUUCCGUCAGAAUCCACACCAUCGGUGAGGGAAACCUUACUUUCCCGAGGCAGAGUGCAUGCUAACACUCCACGCUCUCAGCCGCACCACCUACUGAACGUGCCGCCGUGGCUCCUGGCUGUUGUAGGUCAGCCCGUUUCAUCCCAAGUCACCUCAGUUUUGACUUUUUUCCCUAAUCGGUUUAUAUUUAUUCGAAGUAGUUUUUUUUUAAGGAGUGAAAAUUGGAUAAAAUAAGUGAAUGUUGAGUAAACCCUAACAUAUACAGUACUAAACAGAGUCUACCCCUAAGAAGCCCUGUGUUGAUGCCGGCGGGAUUCGUUUUAUGAGUAGAUACAGUCAGCCCUCGGCAGCCGCAGGUUCUAUGUCCAUGGUUGGUGGAAGCCACGGAUGUGGGGGGCUGGCUGUAGUUGUGUGUUGAUGCCAGUUGUAAGGUAUUACGUUUCAGUGGAUUUUCCACAGUUGUAAACAAUAAAGGCGGUAGAGGCACCGAUUUUCUUCUUGGGCUCCAAGAGGAAGCUGCUUCAUGAACUUUGCUUCAGGCUUGCUGAAAUAGGUAGUUGAAGUAGCAUAUGCCUGGCAUAUGACUUAGAUAUUCCUAAUUUUCUUCUACCACUUUCCCCAAAGUUCCCGAAGUGUGAUAUCACAGGUUAGUACCAGUGAGGAUAUUCAUUUACCAGUAACUUCAGUAUGUCUUUGACUCUAAGAUGUACUUCCCCUCUCCCACAUUUUACCAUCUAUUGUUUUGUUAAUGGGUUAUAAAACAACAGUGGAUUUUAGACAGAACAGUGUAUAAAAAGUUCCUUUGGUCGUUUGUUAGAUAAAGGUCUCAUGUUCUCAUUUCCGUAAUGCCCAUUUUCCUGUUUUCAUACAAGAGAAUUGCUCACCUAUUGGUUAUUGUUCAAAAACUAUGACUGAACCAGGGUUUGACAUUUUGCUUGCAAUAACUAUAUUAUCAUCAUUGUUUCAAAAGGAGGAGUGAAAAAGAUUAUUACCAACAAAACAAAUACCAUUUUAUUUAAUUUUUCUGGCAAACAAACAACUGAGUUGUUCCAUUCCUAAAAUCUUUGCUUUUAGAGAAGAGCUGAAUGUGUAGGAGAAAGGAGGCGACCCCUUUUAGGUAAGUAAGUUG
This is a messenger RNA of Delphinapterus leucas (beluga whale), 10465 nucleotides long. RefSeq names its product doublecortin like kinase 2 (gene DCLK2). Gene Ontology annotation, molecular function: protein kinase activity; ATP binding. Lineage: Eukaryota; Metazoa; Chordata; Mammalia; Artiodactyla; Monodontidae. Gene Ontology annotation, biological process: protein phosphorylation; intracellular signal transduction. The record is from RefSeq and is a predicted model, not a curated record.